UCCCCAUCAUCUCCAUCCCCUGACUGUGCUGCUGAUCACCCCCCUCCCUGCAGAAGAGGAGAGAGAGAGAGAGAGAGAGAGAGAAAGAGAGAGAGACCCACACACACACACAGAGUGGGGCAGAGACGCGGAGGACCCGGCUAACCGUGCCCGUAAGACUCGGCCCUGCUGGAAUGCGAUUAUACGUACGGAUCGGCUGGGGGGGGGCAGGGAAGAGCAGGCAGACUCGCGGCGCGAGCAAGUGAGCGGUAAUCGAGCUGGCCAUCGUCUGGGAUCCUGAGGCAGAGACGACGUCCGUGUCCACAUCUCCACGCCAGAGGGAGGAGAGCGUGUGUCCUGUCUGCUAACCCACUCACCCAUGUCUGCGGCGGAGAGCCGGCGGUGUCCCGUCGUGGCCAACGGAGGCGCUAGACGUGGAUAAGGGACCGGCUCACGCCAGAGGUGAAAAACAAGACAGCCUGGCGGCCAUUGAAGACGCCGGAGGAGGGGGCCUGUGUGGGCGUUAAGAUCACCAGCACCAAAGCUCACGGCAGCAGUUAUGGCAACGCCUCCCCGGGCGGGACGGCUCUCCAGACGCCUGGGACCAAUAAGAGUCACCGCAGUGUAAAUGGGAAAAGCUCAGUAUUUCGGCCGUGUCUGCCUCACAAGCCACCAGUGCCUCCUAAGCCGCCACACCUCCAGAGCCCCGCGACAGAGUCACGCUCACCCCUGGCCCAGGUGAACUUCUUCAGACCCAGGAUGGAGGAUGGGGUGGAACGGACGGCUGCAGGCAGGGUCCGGGAGAAGUCCUCAAAGGUGUCGAACCUCAUCAGCCAAUUCGAAGAGAACAGCCACACCGAGCUGAAGGAUGCCUCCCCGCUGAAGAGCAGGGCUCCCCGAAGCAACGCGGCCCACAGGACCUCGCAGAGAGCACUGGAGUCCCGGCAGGGUGCUCCGGUUGCCCAGAGCCUCGGGCGAGAUGGAGAGAGGCAGCCGGUCAACGGGACACUGAUCCAGAUGGACAGGGCUGCCGGAAAGACGUCGCCCGUCGACGGGACGGAGGAGACAGACACCGGCACUGACAGGAUGCUCAACGGGGAUGUACUGUCAGGGCACGGCGUGAUGGAGAGGACAGAGGGAGAGGAGCAUCACGGGGGAGCCAAUCAGAAGGAACCCAGGAAGGAGUCGCCACAGGAGACCAAUGAGCAGAAGCUGUACAACAUAGCCAAUGAGCUGCUGCAGACGGAGAAGGCAUAUGUCACACGGCUUAACCUGCUGGACCGGGAGUUCUGCUGCAAAUUAAUGGAGGAGGCAGGAAAGGGCUCAUUCCCAGUGGACGUGGUUAAGCACAUCUUCUCCAACAUCUCCUCCAUCCAUCUGUUCCACAGCCAGUUCUUGCUUCCAGCCCUGGAGAAGCGCAUGAGCGAGUGGUCCACGACACCUCGGAUCGGGGACAUCCUGCAGAAGCUGACCCCAUUCCUGAAGAUGUACACGGAGUAUGUAAAGAACUUCGACAAAGCCAUGGACCUUCUCAAGAUGUGGACGGAGAAGUCAUCCCCAUUCAAGGCCAUCAUCCAGGAGAUCCAGAGCCAGGAGGUGUGUGGCAACCUUACCCUGCAGCACCACAUGCUGGAGCCUGUGCAGAGGGUCCCCAGGUAUGAGCUUCUGCUCAAGGACUACCUGAAGAAGCUCCCACCGGACGCAUCCGACCGCUGCGACGCAGAAAAGUCUUUAGAGAUCAUCGCCACGGCAGCCACGCACUCCAACACGGCCAUCCGCAAAUCCGAGAACCUGAAGAAGCUUCUAGAGAUUUAUGUGAUGCUGGGAGAGGAGGAAGACAUCGUCAACGCCACCAACGAGUUUAUUAAGGAAGGCCACAUCCUCAAGCUGGCUGCCAGGAAUACCUCGGCUAUGGAGAGGUAUCUUUUCUUGUUCAACAACAUGCUGAUCUACUGUGUGCCGAAAUUCAGCCUGAUGGGACAGAAGUAUACCGUCCGCACGCGAAUCGGCAUCGACGGCAUGGAUGUGAAGGAGACGUUUAACAAGGACUAUCCCCACACCUUCCAGGUGUCUGGCAAGGAGAGGACCUUAGAACUCCAAGCCAGCUCUGAGCAGGACAAACAGGACUGGUUACAGGCUUUCAGAGAGACCAUUGAGAUCUUCCACCAAAAGAACGAAACGUUCAAGUCUGCCUCCAAAGACACUGAUGAGGUGUCGGCGGCGGAAUUGGGCAAGCGUGCCCCCCGCUGGAUCCGUGACAAUGAGGUGACCAUGUGCAUGAAGUGCAGGGAGGUGUUCAAUGCGCUGACACGCCGGCGCCACCACUGCAGGGCCUGCGGCUUUGUCGUCUGCUGGAAGUGCUCAGACUAUAAGGCCCCUCUGGAGUACGAUGGGAGCAAGGUCAACAAAGUGUGCAAGGACUGCUACCACAUCCUGUUGGGGCACCUAGAUGGUGGGGUGCAGACAGAGGCCAAGAAGAAGGGCAUCCUGGAGAUCGAGGCAGCCCAGUUCUCAGGGAGCAGCAUCAUGUGCGGCUUCCUGCAGUACAGUGAGAAGUCCAAGCCCGGGCAGAAGAUGUGGUGUGUCAUUCCCCAGAAGGAGGCGCUGGUGCUCUACCUGUACGGGGCACCGCAGGACGUGAAAGCACAGUCUACCGUCCCUCUGCUCGGCUACACAGUGGAGGACUCGCCCCGUCCACCGGACCCCCCCACCAGUUUCCGACUUACCCAGUCCAAGUCCAUCCACAGCUUCGUCGCCGAUACAGACGAGCUGAAGCAGCGCUGGCUAAGAGUGAUCCGCGUGGCCGUGACAGGGGAGGAGCCAGAACACUCACCCCCACCCAGUAACGGAAGUGCGACCGAUGGCAUCCAUGAGGGGGGCGGAGAUGGAGUCUGAGAGCCAUGACCCCUCCAAGGACAGCCAGAUGGCAGCUGGAUCCCAUCUUAUCCACACCCUCCUUCUAAAUGCGAGGAGGGAUGCCCCCCCCCCCCGAAACCCACAUCCCUUCCUCCCACCUCCCCUGUCUGCGUUCAGCAGUGUUGUCAUGCCGUUGCCCUGGAAACAAACUCAUUAAUUUGACACAUGGACCACAGGAAAUAUCCUCCCCUUUGGCACAAUGGGGUGGGGGCCGUGGGGUGGUGGUGUCUGAGCACUCUUGCCCCACCUAAGACUGGUGCUUCUCCACUACAGUGCCUGUCUGACUGAGACAUUUGCAUCCAAUCAUGGCUUUGGUGCUGCAGCUGGAAGCUGGGAUAUGCAGCUCACAGGUUCCUGAACAGAACAGGCAUGUGUGUGUAUGUGUGUAUGUAUGUGUAUGUACGUGUUCACUGCCCGUUUUAUCGGCACGUGACCCCCUCCCACAGGAUUUGGAGAGUCCUUCCCAGGAAACGCAGAAAACAUCACGUGCAAUCCGAAGUCUCUUGUGAUGAGACACUGGAUAGGAUUCUUCCCCCCCGUCACCCCGUCUGUGGUACGCUCCUCUGCCUUACAGUCCCCUUUAUCGACAGGAGCAUGUUCCACAGCGACGUGUGAUGGGGGAGGGUUUUUUCAGAAAAAGUAUAAGGAUGCCUCUAAUCAUGUCCUGCAAAGCCAGCAUCUAAAUGUUAUGUGCAUUUUUAAAGAUUUUUUUAUUAAGAUAAAAAUAAUAACAGAGUACCUGGGGAUGAAGCUUACGAACAACCAACUGGUUUGCCAUGAAGCUGUGAGGAAUUAUGGGUAAGUUAUGACGGCACCUUUUAUAACUUGUGAAUCGGAUGUGAUUUUCAAUGAGUUAGUGCUUCUUAGUAAAAAGACACACAAGCUGGGAAGGCACAGCGACAAGUGACUGGAUCAUCAUCUCAAUCGCUGGAUCCAGUGUUUGCUGCCUAUAAUUAUUUUUAUUUGUGUAGUUGGUUGGGUCCCCCCCUCCCCACCAAACUGAAACUACAUAUAUAUGUUAUUGUAUAACCAACAUACAUGCAAGAGAAUAGGUUAUCUGAUACAUCUCUGCCUAGCCAGCUACCCUGUAAGAAAAUCUGUUUGAAAUAUGUGGAAAUGCGGGUCAUUUUACGCACAGGUUUCCAGACAUGGUUGCGACGUAUAAUAAUUCUGAUAAUAGGACGGAAGCUGCAGCCGAACGGGACACAGGCCAUCUGAUGACAGCUAUGUGAGGAAUUGAGAUGUAAAUGUUUCUAAAUACUGUAAUUAUUGUAUUAUUUAACAUAAUUUAUAGCAUACAGGCAUGAAUGGAAAAACAUAGAUGUACAUAACGUUUUAUUUCAUCCCUGCUGUUCUGCUGUAUAUCCAUAGCACCUGAGUAUUACGUUACGUUCAAUUUUUUUCAUUAUUGUCCGUUUUCCAUUGUUUGUCAUUGUCCAUUGAAACAUUUUUGUUGUAAAAGCCCCUUUUUUUAAUUAAAAGAUUUUUUUGUGGUCUGGGCUUAAGUUGGUUAUAAAUGUUUUAAUGUCCAGGGAUCCUAGAGGAUAAUGUUGUGUGUCAAAUUUUCUGUGUGUGUAUGUGAGUGAGUGAGUGAGUGAGUGAGAGAGAGAGAGAGAGAGAGAGAGAGAGAGAGAGAGAGAGAGAGAGAGAGAGAGCACGUGUGCAAAACUCCAUGUACCGGACAAUGGAUGGCCCUUUGUUAAACAGCACAACAAUCCUUUCCAUAAGAUCUGAAUGUAAAGCCAAAUUUGUAUGCACACUCAUUUUUUCCCAAAACGUCUGAAAAAAUGUACGCACUUUUUAUUUUACAAUGUAUCUUGUAAAGAAAAAAAAAGAGUGAAAAAAAUAUUAAUAAAAACAAGAUCAAAUGUCACCCGGAUAUUGAAGUCUUUUUGUAAGCAAAACCAGCACUAGGUAGGUAUCUGAACGUGUCUUUGCUGCUGCCACCUCCAGCUUCAAAGCCGACGUACACUCUCCGAAGUAAAAUUGGCUUGCUAAGUCAGUGUCCCUCCACAAGAUGGCACAUUAUGUCAACUAAUGGCUGGGUAGGUACCCAGUUUCAUGUAGAAAGAGUCGCGUCAAUGGAAUUUCAAAAUGCUUGAUCGUAGACUUCAGAUAGUUCCAGAAAGUGCUUGGUGGGCAAUUUGAAUACAGAGAAGCAGAACAGAGAGCUUUGGACAGCAUUGAUGGCAUCAGCAGCCUAGCCGGGUGCCGUGGGCCGAUCGCACUGAGCCAUGGACCAAGACGCGGACCCCCGCACCACCCUGCUCCUCUUCUACUUCCUUAAAGAGGGCAGCUCUGAUAACCAGGAGCUCCAGAUGGAGUUGACCACCCUGAAGUCCAGCCUGACGCCCUCCUGGGGGGUCCCUGUGGAGGAUGAUGAUCUGCAAUCUGAUGGACAUUUCUGCUGCAAUCCCAGGCAGUACCUGAAUGGGCUGCAACCUCAGGCACAUCCUCUGCAGCGAGGUGAGAUCAUAGAUGAGGAGGCUGUGAGACAUGUGGCAGCUGAACUUGUCCUGAUCGCUGAUCAGCUGGAGAGGACAGUUAUCUCCCAAGAUACCUUCUGGAACCUAUUCAGGAAUUUGCAGAACCGACCUCAGCAGGAUUGGAAGAUCUGCCUUUCCAAUGAGGUUGAAAGGAUGCUAUGUGGAGGUCUAACCCCAAGCCUGGAGCAACUCCCCAAAGAGCGCCUCAUACUUGCCUUAACGUUCACCUUCGUCAAGCGUGUGUGCGAGCGCUCCCCCAGGUUUCUCCAACACCUCUUCCACACAGCGCUGCAGUAUGUCCACAACUUCCCGUGACUCCACGUGCGUAGAGGAGAGGCAAGUUCUGAAGUAUCCGGGCAGAUUUUUCCACGCGCAUAAAGGGGGUUUUGAUGAUCAUCAGUUUUCUUCUUACUUUGUCAGUUUGCCAUUUCUUAUGGACCCCACCUUCAUUAAGUCUCGUUUUCAGCGGCUCUUGAAAUCGCUACUCUGCUUGAAAGUUUGCAGGCUUCCAAUUCACUACCUGCAAAUUACAGCUACCGCUUGUUUAGAUAAUGUGGUUUCAUUUUUAAUGGCCUAUCCGUGAAUGAAUAUGUAAUCAACGGGCGCUUGUUUAGCCUCAUUACAAAAAUCUGAAACAUGAGAAGGAUUUCACAACAACUAUAUUGCAAAACGUCAUCUUUGCUUCAGAUGUUUCCUGCUAUGGGAAACUGAAAAUAUGGUUCACACUCUUCUCCCUUUUUAUUUCUCUGCGUGGCUUAACGGGAUGAGCAGGCUGCCAACUAAGCCCAAUUGGGCGCAGUGAGUGGCUCAGUGGGCCAAAUCUCUGUGCCCCAGCAGAGGACGCGUGGCUGUGGGCCCUUCACCCCAAGUUCCAGGGGUGCCACAUGUUGGCUGACCCUGUGCUGUGACCCCCCCCCCCCCCCAGCUAUGGAGAGCAAGAUGGGGGAGGCAAAAAGAAACAUUCCAGUGUAUCUGUACCUAAGCAACUUGAAAAUAAAUAACUACUAUAAUGAUUUUUCACUCCA
Brienomyrus brachyistius is the source of this 6406-nucleotide messenger RNA. RefSeq names its product FYVE, RhoGEF and PH domain-containing protein 4-like. The transcript has 22 exons. Bases 739 to 2874 code for a protein of 711 amino acids. The record is from RefSeq and is a predicted model, not a curated record. Gene Ontology annotation, molecular function: metal ion binding; guanyl-nucleotide exchange factor activity. Gene Ontology annotation, biological process: filopodium assembly; cytoskeleton organization. Gene Ontology annotation, cellular component: cytoplasm. NCBI's taxonomy places the organism in Eukaryota, Metazoa, Chordata, Actinopteri, Osteoglossiformes, Mormyridae.